This is a messenger RNA of Ogataea haglerorum, 1377 nucleotides long. RefSeq lists its product as uncharacterized. The transcript has a single exon. The coding region runs from base 1 to 1377 and encodes 458 amino acids. Gene Ontology annotation, cellular component: ribonucleoprotein complex. Gene Ontology annotation, biological process: Group I intron splicing. The record is from RefSeq and is a predicted model, not a curated record. NCBI's taxonomy places the organism in Eukaryota, Fungi, Ascomycota, Pichiomycetes, Pichiales, Pichiaceae.
AUGUCGCUGCCCAGGGCCACCAAAAAGCACAAGACGGCACUCUUCAAAAAACUCGCCGAGCUCGGGCCCAAGGAGUCGUUGCACAACAAGCUCCCGCAGGUGUACGGCGUGCUGCAGCAGGCCCAGUACGCAGCAGCCGGCUUCCUGGACUUCACAUUCAAGGUGUUUCUGCGCAAAAAUAAUCCGUACUACAACCAUUUGUUCUUCACUUACGUCGAGCAGAAGACGCCCGAUCUCGCGCGCGGAUACAAGAUCCGCGGCUUUCUUUUGCACGGCAGCUACGAGAUGGCCGUUCGGGAGUUCCGCAGCGCCGAAUUCUUCGCGGACCCGCGGGCUGUCGAGAGAUUGCAUGCGAUCACGCUGCUGAUCGAGGCGAGUAACAGAAACGACACCGAGACAGUCCUGUUUAUUUUGCGAAAGCUGCCGUCGACGAUGCUCACGCCGCUGAACUACGCGAGUCUGGCCGCCACCGCGCUCAAGAACUCCAACUACGACGUCGUCGCGGCCGUGUAUCCAGACAUAGCACGCACAGAGUUCACGAGCGAGUUUUUGCUUGACCUGUGCCGACUUUUCGUGGAAAACAAGGACCUAGAGCGAGCAUUCGAUGUGGUUCUGAAGGUGCGCGAUCAGGAGGCGCAGGUGCCCGUGGCGACGACGGCGGCGGCCUUGCUGGGACCCACAUAUAGCUGGGAAUUCCUCGACAAGCUGGAAAUCCCCAUCUCAUACGACGAGCUCGCGCCCAAAAUGUUCCAGGACAAGCUGUUUGCGAGAAACAACUACGAGGAGAUAGAAGAGCAUUUUAACGAGAUUAGCGGGCUCAAGCCGCGGACCGUGCAGCUGGCCCUGUACGCUGCGCUGCGCUCGAUAUAUUUCUGCGGCCAUUUUGGUAGCAUGAUUUUUGUGCUGCGUUACGUGGUCGGGAACAAUUUGCAGCACCUGCUCGAGGACCGCCAUUUCCACGUCCUAUUUGAGGGGGCGGCGAAGCACGCUGCUAAACUGUGCAGCUUGAACAUUCUGGAGCUGGCCGCACGGCUGAAUAUUCCGCUGUCCGAUAAAGACGUGCUGGCUCUUCUGCAGUGCCACGCGAGCGGCACAGAGCACGAGACGCUGUAUCUUGCAAUUGCAGAGAUCAGAAAGCGCCGGGAGCUGCCAGACAACUGCGUCGAGUACCUCAGACACGUGUCGGUGAGCACGAACGACCAGAAACUGAAGCUGGUUGCAGAAAGACCAGAAAUGCAGAUGAUCGUGCCGCUCGAGCACAUACAAAGCACGCUGGACAGCCAAGAGCACCGCACAGCGCUUGUCCACGAGCGCUUGCCCGACCACCCGGAGUACUUUUACGCGACGGACUACGGUAACUCGCAAUGGGUGAUAUAG